AUGGCCCCGCACAACGACGUCGCCGCCUUCCACGAGGCCCUGCGCUCCAGCAAGCGCAUUCUCGCCCUCUGCGGCGCCGGCCUCUCCGCCUCCUCCGGCCUGCCGACCUUCCGCGGCGCCGGCGGGCUCUGGCGCAAACACGACGCCACAGCACUCGCAACCAUGAACGCCUUCCGCAACGACCCGGGGCUCGUCUGGCUAUUUUACGCGUACCGCAGGCACAUGGCGCUCAACGCGCAGCCGAACCCGGCGCACUACGCCCUGGCCGCGCUGGCGGAGAAGAACCCAGACUUUCUGUGCCUGACGCAGAACGUCGAUGAUCUCUCGCCCCGGGCGGGACACAAGAUGGAACAGCUCCGCCGCCUCCACGGAAGCCUCUUUGACAUCAAGUGCGCCAACUCGGCAUGCGCCUACGUCGAGCGCAACAACACCCUGGACCCGCUCUGCCCGGCCCUCGCCCCGGCCUCGGAGGACGUCAAGGACCCCUCUCAAACCCUCCCGCUUCUCGACCCGACCAAGAAGCUCAAGCGCAUCGACGACGCCGACCUCCCGCACUGCCCGUCGUGCAAGACGGGGCUGCUGCGCCCGGGCGUCGUGUGGUUCGGGGAAAACCUCGACGGCGAGAUGCUCAGCGGCGUCGACGCGUGGAUCGACGAGGGCAAGGUCGACCUCAUGAUCGUCGUCGGCACGUCCGCCAAGGUGUGGCCGGCCGCCGGGUACAUCCACAAGGCGCACAAGGCCGGCGCGCGGGUGUGCACCGUCAACCCCGAGGCCGAGGACGGGGUCCAGAUGCUCCAGGUCAAGCCGGGGGAUUUUGCGUUUGGGAGGGACGCGGCCGAGGUGUUGCCGUUGCUGCUGGAGCCGGUGAUUGGCAAGAUGGGGACGGAUGGACGGACGUACACGGAGGAGCAGAAGUCGGAGUAG
This is a messenger RNA of Colletotrichum spaethianum, 924 nucleotides long. Its product is annotated as NAD-dependent protein deacylase. NCBI's taxonomy places the organism in Eukaryota, Fungi, Ascomycota, Sordariomycetes, Glomerellales, Glomerellaceae. Gene Ontology annotation, molecular function: protein-malonyllysine demalonylase activity; protein-succinyllysine desuccinylase activity; NAD+ binding. Bases 1 to 924 code for a protein of 307 amino acids. The record is from RefSeq and is a predicted model, not a curated record. The transcript has 2 exons.